Molecule: messenger RNA, 2253 nt
Organism: Drosophila willistoni
Lineage: Eukaryota; Metazoa; Arthropoda; Insecta; Diptera; Drosophilidae
Product: lipase 3
Exons: 5
Coding region: 367-2007 (546 amino acids)
Biological process (GO): lipid metabolic process
Source: RefSeq, a predicted model, not a curated record
AGACGGUUAUACAGCGAGUUUUGUAGCUGUUUCGUGUGGAUGUUUUCUGUAAAGAAGGAAAAGAAAAUCAAUCAACAUUUUAUCUUGAACAAGUGGCGGUUAUUUCGUAAAUUCUUAGAAAACCAAGAAAAAUCUGCAUAACAUUUGUGACGAAAGCAGUGACAGAGAGAGAGAGAAAAGGAGAGCCAUAAAUAAAGUGUGUGUGCCAGAGAAAUAGUGUGAGAGGAAAAAAAGUUAAUGACGACGUAACCGUUACGCUUAAGUGCCAAGCUGCCACAAGUUUGUUGCAUUUGGCAAUUUUUUUAGGCUCCCCUUUCCCCACCCCCUCUCCACCUAUCUUGUUUGUCUUUGUUCCCACCUGCUCCGAUGUUUUGGCCUAGUGACAACAGCUGGAGGAGACGCCUUUUGUGCUCUCUACUAUUGCAUUGUUUGAUUGCCCUACAAAAUUGCGGGCCGGCCAAUGCGUUCACCAUACUCUCGCCCUUUAGCUAUACAUCGCUCAGUUUUAAGAAUCUUCUCAAUUCUGUAUUGCUAUCGAGUAAUGCCAAUCUAGCUGGAGCUGGACGCAAUCUUAAAUCUGAUGUCUUGGAAGAUGCUUCACUCAUAACGCCAAAGUUAAUACGCAAAUAUGGUUAUCCCUCGGAAACGCAUACGAUAUAUACGAAAGAUGGCUAUAUACUGGAAAUGCAUCGUAUACCCAAGAAGGGAGCUCAACCGGUGCUCUUGAUGCAUGGCAUAUUGGAUACAUCAGCCACCUGGGUGUUAAUGGGACCCAAAUCGGGUUUGGGUUACAUGCUCUCCGAUUUGGGCUACGAUGUUUGGAUGGGCAAUUCGCGGGGUAAUCGCUAUUCGAAGAAUCAUACAAGUUUGAAUAGUGAUUAUCAGGAGUUCUGGGAUUUCACAUUCCAUGAGAUGGGCAAAUAUGAUUUACCUGCUAAUAUUGAUUAUAUAUUGAGUAAAACUGGAUAUGAGCAAUUGCAUUAUAUUGGCCACUCUCAGGGUACGGCCAUAUUUUGGGUCCUAUGCUCGGAGCAACCAGCUUAUAGUCAGAAAAUUCUCUCAAUGCAUGCCCUGGCCCCGAUUGCCUAUAUACACGAUAUGAAGAGUCCUCUGUUUCGUACUUUAGUUCUUUUCUUGGACUUUUUAACGGCUGCCACCAGAAUGCUUCGCAUCACCGAAUUUAUGCCAAAUACCAAAUUCUUAGUGGAUCAUAGUCAGGUUGUGUGCCACGAUAAUGCCAUGACUCAGGAUGUGUGUUCGAAUAUCCUGUUUUUAGUUGCCGGCUACAAUUCGGAGCAGUUGAAUAAGACCAUGUUGCCCGUAAUGCUGAGCCACACACCAUCCGGAGCGUCGAUUAAGCAGUUGGAACAUUUUGGACAAUUGAUGAAAUCGGGACAUUUUCGUAAAUUCGAUCGUGGCUAUUUGCGUAAUCAAUUGGAAUAUAAUCGCAUAACACCGCCGGACUAUGAUCUAUCACGAGUGAAGGUGCCAGUGGCACUUUACUAUUCGGUCAAUGAUCUAUUGGUCUCGACAACUGGUGUAGAUCGUUUGGCCCGUGAACUGCCAAAUGUGGUGGAUAAGUAUUUGGUGCCAAUGGAGAGAUUUAAUCAUUUGGAUUUCCUAUGGGCCAUUGAUGUCAAACCCUUGGUCUAUAAUCGUCUGGUUAGGAAUAUACGUAGAGUGGAGAAUCAUAAGGCCAAAUUGACGGCAAAUUUAGCACAAUACUUGGCCAUGCAAUUCCAAAAGCGUCAGCAAACAAUACAAAAUCAAAUACAAAAUUUACCACCAAAUGUCCAUCUGCCUCAUGGUCUAAUGAUGCUAAAUCCAACAACAGCAGCAGCAACACCAGCAACAACAACAACAACAGUUACUACUCCAGCCACGAUAGAGACAACGGGGACAACAGAGGAACGGAUUGAGGAAAGAAUUCAAGACGAAAUUGUGAAUCAAGAGGAUGAUGCUGAAGUCUUAGCCACCACUUUGAGCAGCGAUAUGAUUACUGCGUGAUGAUUGCUGAUGUCACAAAUAAAUUUCCAAUUUUCAUUUGACUGUGAUGACCAUUUUUUUUAUUAACAACAACAAACAAUUGUACGCUCUGAUCCCAACAUCCUUUUCGAUUACCCAUCAUCGGGAUGCAUCAACUCAGGCACCUCCAAAUAAUCCCAUAUCAUCAUCAUGACCUGGAACGAUUUAUCAUCAAAUUCAAUAAGCAGUUCUUUUGUUCUGUUCUAUUUUUAAAUUUUUUAUUUAUAU